Molecule: messenger RNA, 6708 nt
Organism: Poecile atricapillus (Black-capped chickadee)
Lineage: Eukaryota; Metazoa; Chordata; Aves; Passeriformes; Paridae
Gene: NRROS
Product: negative regulator of reactive oxygen species
Exons: 4
Coding region: 1001-3067 (688 amino acids)
Molecular function (GO): protein binding
Source: RefSeq, a predicted model, not a curated record
UGCCUUGGAAAUGUGGAUCUUUGUUUCCUGGCAGCUGCAGGAAAAGCCAUUUCUGCUGACUUUCACUCAGGAGAUCCCUGUAUCCGGGUGGUCCCGACUUGUGCCCUGGGUACUGGGUUUGCUGAUCUCCCGAGCAGCCCCAAGACACCCAAAGGUCUGGGAGAAGGCAGGUAGGAGCAUCCUGAAUCCCACUUGGACAAUGUGAGGGACAGGCACUGGCAUCCCAAAGUUACUGGGGACUCAACACCUGGGACAUGUCCAGCCUUGGCUUGGGAUGCAAAAGGAAAUAACAGCACCUUCUUCCUCCAUGGGACAUGCAUCCCUUGGCUCCUGUUGAUUCCCUGGGCUGGGCACUGGAGGCAAGAGCGGUCUGGAGGGACACAAUGGGAAUAGGUGCCAUGCAGAGGUGGCAUUUCUCCAUCCUGCAGGAGUGGUGGCGUGGCUGUGCAGGGCGGAACCACCGCCAGCCACCAUCCCUGUGGCCUGAAGCACUGAGCAGGGGUUCUGCGUAAAGGAGUCGCCACGCACGGCUUGUCCCCAGGAGCUGCAUGCUCUGUACCCCUCGCUGCCUGCCUGGGCCCUGUGGUUCCUCCUUGCUGGGGAGCCGUGUGUGAGUGCAUGACCCAGGCUGAGCUCAGUAAGUGAGAGCUGGGCUGCGCUCGCUGCCUCCAUGUGACUGCAGUUUCCGUUGGCUCCUUCCGCAAAGGCUAUAUUGGUGCUCAGCGAGGGGGUGGCUGGGACCUGGCCCUGGUGGGUGGCACACAAACCCUGUGGGUGGCACACGGACCCCGCGGGUCACCCCUACCCCUGACCCCAGGACCCCUCUGAGCGCAGCUGAGGGGCCGCAGCAUGGACCGUGCCAAAGCCCACGCGCUGUUCCACGUGCGGCAGCUGUGAAAGUGCCGUGUGCCAAACACUGCUGCUCAUUUGCCUGAGUUUCAGCAUUUCCCCAGAUGCAAAUGCCGUCAGCUCCAGUCCCACCAGGAGUGCCACCACUGAGAUGGAGGCCCUGCUCCCUGGUCUCUCUCUGCUUCUUCUCCUCCUGGCAGUGGGAUGGGGAAGCGGGAUGGACGCAGCCCAGGCAACAUCUCCUGGGGGCUGUGAGCUUGUGCAGAGCAUCAUGGACUGCACUGGGAGAUGGCUGAGUUCCAUCCCAGGAAACCUUCGAGGCGAUACUGAGGAGCUGUUUCUUGAUGACAACACUAUCCAGGUCCUGGGAAAUGCCUCUCUGCUCCUGUAUCCCCAGCUCUGGCAUCUCAGCUUGACCAGGAACCGGCUGGAGCUUAUUGAGCCUGGUGCCUUCCUCAUCAGCCAAGGCCUGGAGGUGCUCUCCUUGACAGACAACCUGCUCUUCACCAACUACUCGCUGACAGCUGCUGCUCUUUCUGCUCUGCCGGCCUUGAGGACACUGGAUCUGGCUGGAAACCAGCUCAGAGAGGACAUGGUAUCAAUUUUAGUCUCAAACCUCUCUUCCUUGGAGUUCCUGUCUGUGGCCAGGAAUGUCAUCAUGAGGUUGGACUCAUCCAUCUUCACAAACCUGACACAGCUUCUGGAGCUGAACCUGGAAAAAAACUACAUCUUUGAGAUUGACAAUGCUUUCGAAGGGCUGCAGAGGCUGCAGAGGCUCAACAUAGCUUACAACUACCUCCCGUGUCUGGUGGGGUUUGGCCUGACCCAGCUCAGGGUGCUCAAUGCCAGCAACAAUGUCAUUGAGUGGUUUAUGACCCUGCAAAGUGAUGACCUCUUUGAGCUGGAGGUGCUGGACCUGUCCCACAACCAACUCCUGUUUUUCCCUGUGCUGCCCCAGCAGAGCAAGCUGCACUCCUUGCUGCUGCAGGACAACAGGAUGAGCUUCUACCAGCGUCUCCCCAAUGGCACCUCCCUGGCCAACGUCACUGUGCAGUUCCUGAUCAUUGAUGGCAACUCCACCAACAUCACGACAGUCAGGCUCUGGGACGAGCUCUGCCACAGCAACCUCUCCUCCCUGCACCUCCUGGACAUGAGCCAGAACCAGGUCUGGGGCCUGCCAGAUGAUUUUCUGGCCCAGAUGCCCUCCUUGACUCACCUAAAGCUCAACCAGAACUGCCUGGAGGCAUUUCACCUGUCGGAGGAGGACCCCUUGGCCAUGCUGACAGACCUGGACCUCAGCCAGAAUCAGCUGGUGGAGCUGGGGAUGAAGGUGGGCACUGGGGACAUCCUGCCCAACUUGCAGCUCUUCAACCUCAGCACCAACAGGCUGCAGGCCCUUCCUCCCAGGAUUUUCACCCACACCAGAAAGAUCACUACUCUGGAUCUCAGCCACAACCGGGUUGACCUCUGUCCCCAGCCAGGUGAGGCCGAGAGUCUCCCCUGCGUGGACAUCAGGGGUGUGGAGACCUUAACCCAUCUCUCCUUGGCUGGCUGUGGUCUGCAGGGGCUGAGCAGCCACCCCUUCCAGGGGACAUCGCUGAUGCAUCUGGACCUCUCUGACAACCACCAGGUGCUGUCCGGGGACCUGGGGUGGCUGCAGGACCUUGUCCUGACACUGCAGGUGCUGUCUCUGAGGAACACCAGCCUCUCUUCCACCACUGUGGACUUCUCUGCCCUGAACAGCCUCGUGCGCUUGGACCUUUCUGGGAAUUCCUUGUCUGUGUUCCCCAGCUCGCUGGGUACCCUGAGGCUGCGCAGCCUGGACCUGCGGGACAACUGCCUCCCGGCGCUGCCGCCGGACUUGGCACAGGCACCGCUGGGGAGGAGCCUGCGGGAGCUCUACGUCAGCCGAAACCCCUACAACUGCUGCAUGCUGGGCUGGUGGGACGCCCUGCAGCAGGUGGAGGGGCUGUGUGUCCCCGACGGGCAGGAGGUGACCUGCAGCCACGGCUCCCGUGCGCUGAGCCCCGGCGCGCUGCCUGAGCCCGUCCUGCAGAGCUGCCGAUGGCAGACGGCCGACCUGGUGCUGCUCUACCUGGUGCUGGCUCUGCCCACCUGCCUGACGCUCCUCGUGGCCUUUGUUGUCGUCUUCCUCAUGCUCAAGGAGAAGCUGCUGAAAAUGGUGAAAACCCGGUGUGGGGUGUCCAGCCCUUACUAAUGGCUGAGGAAGGGCUCAGGAAUAGCCAAUAAUAGCAGGUGCUCAAGAGUACAGGUGAUAACCCCUCCGAGGUGGUCAGGGUGGAAACCUGAUGGAUGCAGGACAGGAGGUGCUGGGAGAGCUGCCAUUCCUGCCCUAAUGGUACCCAAAGGAUGGGGGCCAUGUUUGGUGAUGUAGCACUGGGAAUCCUCAAGGAACAUGUCUUCAAGAAACCUUCAGCUGGUGUUGGUGAGAGCUGAGUGGACACGACACCAAACAUUCAUUGGCUGAAAGGACAGGUUGCCCAGAAAAUCUGUGGAUGCCCCAUCUGUGGAAGUGCUCAAGGCCAGGUUGGAGAGAGCUAGGAGUGGUCUGAUUUAGAGGAAGGUGUCCCUGCGCAUGGCUGUUGUUGUAACCAGAUGGGUUUUUAAGGUCCCUUCCAACCCAGACCAUUCUGGGAUUCUGUGAGUUUUCUCCAACACUGCUUUCCCCCUCCCUCACUCCUUCCAGCAGUUCCUUUUAUUUAUUCCCACCUGUAGCCAAUUCAAAAUGUUCUCCAGAUCUGCAUCCAGCCUCCACAAAGUGUUCCAGGCUGGAAUAAGUAUCACCUGGGCGCUGUGGAGAAGGGUCUCUGUAGCUACAGCUUUCCACACUGCUCUUGCUGGCACUGCCAAACAUGCAGGCAGCCCUGAUCAUGCACCAUGUGCAUGUGCUGAUAAAGACAGGCUCUGGGUAGGGCUGAAAGACACAUUUUGGGGUGUUGUUUCUUCACUAAGUCACAGUCUGGGUUAGAAAAGUCCAUUAAAAACAGCCCAAGUUACCAACGGCAAAUAUCGAUUGAAAAGCAGGAGGGUAAAUUAUAUCCCUCAGCGAUGUUUUAUCAUGGAUUUAUAUUUCUCCAGUGACUGCUGGAUUAAAUAUACAAAGGAAACGAGAGAAAUCCUUCCUCCUUGUUGUGCAAGCCCUGCUCCUGCGGGCGGUCGCUCCAGCAGUGCCCGGGGGUUUCCUUCACCCAGCUCCGCUCACAGCACGCUCUGGCUCUCCCAGAUCAGCAAGCACUACCUGGGGACGUUCUGCUCUGUUCUGCGGGGAUCACUGAGGGGAAAGGAGAAGUGAUGGUGGUUUGUGCUAACCCAAAAGCCCUUCUGAGAACUGGAGUGGCUUUAUUCCUGGGCACUGUUGGGAUUUUUCUAGUGAAACAUGUUUAAUGGGAAUGGGGUACAGGGAAGCGUGCAGCACUGUUGGAGUGGGAAUUCAGGGGACUUGUCCUUGCCUGGGUGUGGGUGGGCUCAGUGAUGUGGGGCGUGCCAGGGGGCUCAAGCCCAGUGGAGUUGUCCUGAGAGGUGCUGGAGGGAGAUGCCUGAGGCUGUCCUGAAGCUGGGAGGAUUUUCCUGGGAGGUUUUCCUGGGAGGAUGCCAGGGAUGGUGCAGACAGGGGGAGCCAAAGCUGGCUGCAGGACAAGCCCCUCCCAGGCACAGGUGUGGGACUAGGGUCACGGGGGAGACUGGUGUGGCUGGUGGCUGUGCAAGGCUGGAAAAAUGGAUGAGUGGGACCCUGCUAGACAACCCAGCAGCUCCACUGGGGCUGAGUACAGUAAAGGCUCUGGAAACCCAUCUGUCAGAUCUGGCUCAGAAAUGACCGCUUUCUGCCCCAGUUUUAGACUGAAAUAGCCAGAACCAAAGCAGGCCCCAACUGGGGAAUCCCUCAGCCUCUUUCAACCCUUCUUUUACCCGUAAGCUGCACCCUGGGGGACAGCAGUGACCUAUAAAUACAUCCCUGUGCCAUCUCCCAGCUGUGUUCCGGUGUCUCCUCGCUGGCAGGGUGAGCAGGUGCCCCUGUGAGCUCCCCUCUCCCUGGGGCUGGGUUCAGAGGGGGAUGGGUGUCCUUCCCCAUCUCCACAGUCAAUGCUGCUGCUCCAUCCAGUGUGGGGUGUGUGGUGCAGCCAUGGGAGAACACACAGGGAGGAGCCACUCGCACUGCCCAGGGCAUGGAUAAAAAGGGGGUGUUCUUAACUGUAUGGAGCUGAUGAGGAUACUCAACAUUCCCUCAUCACAGUGCCUGGAAAGCCAUGGCUCACCUGGAGCUCUGGUAUGAAUGGGAUGUCAGGACAGCAAGAGGAGAUUCCACUUUCUGAAUGAAUUUCCACUUUCUUUGUCCUUACAAAGAUGCUCUCACCGUCAUGGUGAUCAGGGAAGGUCCUUGGUCACUGGAGAGCCCAAGGGUCCCACCCAGCUUCAGUAAUGGCCAAAAGGCAAUCCCAGAGAGAACAGGGCAGCUUCCUGUUGGGAAAACCAUGGAAUGAAUGUUCUUUGGAGCACAAUUCUAGAACAAGAGCGUGGCUGGAAGAAGUCAGCAUGGAUUGCUGAGGCUAAGUUCUGCCUGCCCAACCUGCUUUCCUCUCGGGAUGAAAUGGAUGGAUCUGAAGGCAAGGGGAGAAUGGCAGAUUCUGUCUGCCUUGGCAAGGCUUUGUCCCACAACAUUCUUCAUAGAAGUGCAGAUGUCACAGUCUGGAUGGGAGGGCAGCCAGGCAGGUCAGGAGCAGUGGGAGUGAAGUGCAGAGGGCUGUGGUUAGUAGGAUGUGCUCUACCAGGAGGCUGCUGAGGGGACUGUUUUGGGAUCUGUCCCAUUUCAUGUCUAUACACAUUAUGUAAAGCUGGCUGUAAAAUGCCUUCCUGUCAAGUUCACAGAGGAUCCCAAACUGGGAAGACCAGUACAGCUGCAUGCUGAAGGUCUGGGGUGGGCUGGAAGAACGGGCCAGCAGGAACCUCAUGACCCAGGCACUCAUUUGGCCUCACGUAGCCCUCAUUGGAGAAGAGGCCAUGACCAGGGCUGGGCACAGGCCAUGUCUUCUGAGCCUGGCCAGGAUAAAGCUGGGGGCAGGCUGGGAGUGGAGGAGAGGUUCCCAGGUGCUCUCUCCCUCCCAAGUGGGAGAUCUUUCUGUGUUGUUACAUUGCAAUUGUUGAGGUGAGGCCUGUGCCAGACCCCUGCACGCCCUUUCUAGUCCUGGGAGAGCUGAGUCAGUCUUUACAUAUUUUUUAAUCUUGGCAAGUGAGGCCUUAGCUUUCAUUUCUCUCCUGACUGAAGACCCUCUUGGCCAAGCGUGAGCUCCCUCAUCCUCUCUAGUGAGGGCAAAGCACUGUGGUUUAACUGACACUUGUUCCAUGUUUUUCACAGCAGCAACUCUCAUUUUGGGGUGUAGGAGGAGAGCUCUUCCAGCUGCUCCUCUAGUGACUCCUCUUAGUUAUGUCAGGCAGCAGUUUGUUGAGACCCCUCAGUUUGGGAUGAAAACCCAUCUCACUCACAGCUCACAGCUUCCAGGGUUCAGGAAGCCAAAACCCAGGAAGCUUUUGGAGUUGGAAAAUUUCCCAAAGAAUCCUAAUCUUAGUACUCCAGUUCUUACACGAGAGCAGGACUGAUCUAGUGGAGACCAGCCAAGGUAGACAGCUGGAUUAAAACCUUUGGUGGGAUGAGUUUGUCUUACUCUAGAACCACCCCCAGCCUUCGACCUUCUACCACUCUGGUUUUUCAGAUACUUUAAGCACAUUCUCCCAGCAUGUGAGCACUUUGGAGGAAGCAUCAUCCAGGAGUGUAAGGGUCCAAACCACCCCAUUGCAGCAGUUUGAAAUCAAUGUGUUUUCAAAAGUACUUUCAAGACUAAUUAA